AUGAAUGUUUGCAAGGAAGAAAGCCAGUCUGAUAUUAUGAAUGUCAUAAAUAAAAUUUCAUCAUGGACUAAAUUGCUAAGAGUUUUUGCCUGGUGUAGAAGAUUUACUCUAAAUUGCAAGUUUCCAGCUGCAAAGGCUAGUGGUUGUUUAAGAACUGCAGAGAUUCAGAAUACUAGAAAUUCCCUUGUGAAGAUGGUUCAAAAUUAUGCUUUUGGUACUGAAAUGAAAUAUCUGCAGAAGGAGAAGACACUUCCAAAAAGUAGCAAUCUGUUACCUUUGGCACUCUUCCUUGACUCAUCCGGAUUUCUCCGAGUUGGUGGAAGAUUGAAGAAUUCCAAUCUUUCUGACUGUCGAAAACAUCCAAUACUUCUCCCAAAGGGUCAUCAUUUAUCAACGAUAAUUGUGAGAUAUUUUCAUGAAAUCCAUCUACAUGGAACUAUUCAAAUGGCAUUAUCAGCAUUAACCCAAGAAUAUUGGAUAAUUGGUGUCAAGAAUCUUGUCAGAAAGAUAAUUUCCAGGUGUGUAAAAUGUCAUAGACAAAAUGCUAAAUUUUUGACACAAUUUAUGUCUGAUUUACCUUCCGUAAGAGUCACACCUUCCCGAGUUUUCUCUGUUGUUGGAACUGAUUACGAUGGACCUUUCCUAGUGAAGCCCAGAAAAGGAAGAGGUGUGAAGACUAUGAAAUGCUAUGUUUGUUUAUUUGUGUGUUUAUUCACAAAAGCCGUUCACUUAGAACUCGUUAGUGAUCUAACUUCUGAUGCUUUCCUUGCCACGUUAAGAAGAUUUAAUUCUCGACGAGGAAAACCUGAUCAGAUACACAAUGACUGUGGGACUAAUUAUGUUGGUGCAUAUAGAGAGUUGAAACGUUUAAUUGCAUCACUCUCUUCAGAUGAAAGAUUUCAGGGUUAUCUUGCAAAGGAAAAUAUCAUUUGGAAAUUCAAUCCUCCUGCGGCACCUCAUCACAGUGGAUUGUGGGAAUCCACUGUCAAAUCUAUGAAGUCUCACCUUAAAAAAACUGUCGGUGAACAAAUCCUCACCUACGAAGAAUUCCUAACCCUAAUUGCUGAAGUAGAAGCUUGCCUUAAUUCUCGACCACUCACUCCUUUGUCUGAUGAUCCUGCUGAUUGUGAGGCAUUGACGCCUGGUCAUUUCCUCAUUGGUACUUCACUGACAUCAGUGCAUAAUUCUGAUCUUUCAAAUGAAGUGAUAACACCUUUACAACGAUGGAAGUUAAUGCAAAGAAUGAUCCAAGAAUUCUGGAAGCGGUGGUCAACUGACUAUCUUUCCACUCUUCAAAGGCGUCCUAAAUGGCUCCAAGUAAAGAGAAAUCUUGCUGUAAAUGAACUGGUGCUAAUCGAAGACGAUGAUUUGCCACCAUUGAAGUGGAAGUUGGGACGUGUGCUAGAGACCUUUCCAGGAGCAGACGGUAAAAUCAGAGUGGUGAGGUUAAAAACUGCAAAUGGAGAGUUAAAACGUCCUAUUGUUAAACUUUGCCCACUACCAAUAAUAGACUUCAAACAUUGA
Molecule: messenger RNA, 1524 nt
Organism: Parasteatoda tepidariorum (common house spider)
Lineage: Eukaryota; Metazoa; Arthropoda; Arachnida; Araneae; Theridiidae
Biological process (GO): DNA integration
Molecular function (GO): nucleic acid binding
Source: RefSeq, a predicted model, not a curated record